GUUUUCGCAAUAAAUAGCCCACCGUAGGCUACGGUUAGUCAGUACAAUUUUCGGUUUCAAAAUUUAACCUGCAGUAAAAUGUCAGCCAAGAGGACUACGGGAAGUCGCAGCAGCAGCAGCAGCAGCAGCAGCAGCAGCAGCAGUAGGAAUAGCAUCAGAACGAUGCAACAUAGGAUUCGUUGGCUAAUUGCCAACGCUCCAACAUUACUUAUGAUGUUGGAGCAUGUCUCCUGGGCCAUGGAGGCAAUAAAUACACUGCCAUCGCUGCCACCACUUGCUGCUAUGCAGCAAUUAUAUGAAGGGAUUAGGCCAGGAAGCUCUUCGCCCAACCCUGCCCGACGAACGAGACCCAGCUCUUCACCCAGCACUGCCCGCCGAGAGUCUAGUUCGAGCUCCAGUAGCAGCACCUCAUCUAGUUGCGAGUCAUGCAACUCGGUGAUUUAA
Nasonia vitripennis (jewel wasp) is the source of this 444-nucleotide messenger RNA. RefSeq names its product serine/arginine repetitive matrix protein 2-like. NCBI's taxonomy places the organism in Eukaryota, Metazoa, Arthropoda, Insecta, Hymenoptera, Pteromalidae. Bases 79 to 444 code for a protein of 121 amino acids. The transcript is spliced from 3 exons. The record is from RefSeq and is a predicted model, not a curated record.